Molecule: messenger RNA, 483 nt
Organism: Clonostachys rhizophaga
Lineage: Eukaryota; Fungi; Ascomycota; Sordariomycetes; Hypocreales; Bionectriaceae
Source: the annotation of a GenBank genome assembly
AUGGCCAAAGACGCUUUAGCCGCCGACCCAGAAUUGAGCGAGUCUUCUUCUUCACCAAACAGUGCUUCCCACACUGGCUCAGCAACUAGCUCUACCGAAAGCUCUACUGAAAGCUCUAUCGGUACCCCUACGAUUUUCUCCACAUAUUCACACAAUGAUCCUGCCUCCUCGUCUAAGUCCAACCUCAUAAACUCAACUCCCAGCCCUGUUGCUAUUCCAUGGCCUUCAGCGAUCUUAAUCGCAGAUCCACCGAGCAGCACAGCAGAGGGUAACUUAGACAAAACAGAUCCGGACACUCUCUCUCAGAUACCGGGACGAUCUUUCCGGCCUGUUGGAUCUAACACUACGGUAUUGAAGGGCGACGAGGGCAACGACGACCCUCCUAUACCUGCUAUUAUCCCAAAAUCACAGGCUCAUACACUCCAGCAACAGUUGCUUUCGGUUCUGAGUGGACUGGCCCUUCUGUUUGCUACUGUUGCUUGA